Molecule: messenger RNA, 1910 nt
Organism: Arabidopsis lyrata subsp. lyrata
Lineage: Eukaryota; Viridiplantae; Streptophyta; Magnoliopsida; Brassicales; Brassicaceae
Product: protein DETOXIFICATION 41
Exons: 8
Coding region: 219-1742 (507 amino acids)
Biological process (GO): xenobiotic detoxification by transmembrane export across the plasma membrane
Cellular component (GO): vacuolar membrane
Molecular function (GO): xenobiotic transmembrane transporter activity; antiporter activity
Source: RefSeq, a predicted model, not a curated record
UAGUAAAUCUCUAGUCUAUUUACGGUAACCAGAGAAUGGUUGUUACACUAUGAUCAUCAAAAUCAAGACCAAAGAGUCACAAGAGAUCUAAACCAUCGAUUCAAUUUUGGUCAACGACUCGAACUCUCAACAUAAGCAAAACAGUCAGUCGUAAUAUAAAGACGCACCGUUAUAUACCAAAACAAAAGAAAAGGCAAAGAGGAACUAAUAAACGGACCAUGAGCUCCACCCAGACAUACGAGCCGUUAUUGACUCGACUCCACUCCUAUUCUCAGAUAACUGAACGGUCUUCGCCGGAGAUAGAGGAGUUUCUACGCCGUCAUGUAUCCACGGUGACGCCACGGUGGUGGCUAAAGCUGGCCGUGUGGGAGUCAAAGCUUCUAUGGACACUCUCUGGAGCCUCUAUAGUGGUCUCUGUUCUGAAUUACAUGCUCAGCUUCGUCACCGUCAUGUUCACCGGCCAUCUCGGUUCUCUUCAGCUCGCCGGCGCUUCCAUCGCCACUGUGGGCAUCCAAGGUCUAGCUUACGGUAUCAUGUUGGGAAUGGCGAGCGCGGUCCAGACAGUGUGUGGUCAAGCGUACGGAGCGAGACAGUACUCGUCAAUGGGAAUAAUCUGCCAACGAGCCAUGGUCUUGCACCUUGCAGCUGCAUUCCUCCUCUCGUUCCUCUACUGGUACUCGGGUCCAAUCCUAAAAGCAAUGGGCCAAUCCGUAGCCAUAGCACACGAGGGUCAGAUCUUUGCACGCGGAAUGAUUCCACAGAUUUACGCUUUUGCCCUCGCUUGCCCGAUGCAGAGGUUUCUUCAAGCUCAGAACAUAGUGAACCCUUUGGCUUACAUGUCUUUAGGAGUUUUCUUGCUCCACACGUUACUCACGUGGCUGGUUACCAACGUGCUGGAUUUCGGCUUGCUUGGUGCGGCUCUGAUUCUCAGUUUCUCAUGGUGGCUGCUUGUGGUUGCGAACGGUCUGUAUAUCGUGAUGAGCACGAGUUGUAAGGAGACUUGGACCGGGUUUUCAACUAGGGCAUUUACAGGGAUAUGGCCUUACUUCAAGCUCACGGUAGCUUCAGCAGUCAUGCUAUGUUUGGAGAUAUGGUACAACCAAGGGCUAGUGAUUAUCUCUGGUUUACUCACCAAUCCGACAAUUUCUCUAGACGCGAUUUCGAUUUGCAUGUAUUACUUGAAUUGGGAUAUGCAGUUCAUGCUUGGUCUAAGUGCAGCAAUCAGUGUGCGAGUGAGCAAUGAGCUAGGAGCGGGAAAUCCACGAGUGGCUAAGUUAUCAGUAGUGGUGGUUAACGUUACGACGGUUCUCAUUAGCCUAGUUCUCUGUGUCAUUGUGCUCGUGUUCCGCGUCGGCCUUAGCAAAGCUUUCACGAGCAACGCAGAAGUUAUAGCUGCCGUCUCUGACCUCUUUCCUCUUCUCGCCAUUUCCAUUUUUCUAAACGGAAUCCAACCAAUUCUCUCAGGGGUUGCUAUUGGGAGUGGGUGGCAAGCAGUGGUGGCCUAUGUGAAUCUUGUUACUUACUAUGUCAUUGGUCUUCCUAUUGGCUGUGUUCUUGGCUUCAAAACUAGUCUUGGAGUUGCUGGGAUCUGGUGGGGGAUGAUUGCAGGAGUCAUACUUCAAACCCUAACUUUGAUUGUUCUUACACUUAGAACCAAUUGGACUUCCGAGGUAGAAAAUGCAGCUCAGAGAGUAAAGACCUCGGCAACUGAGAAUCAAGAGAUGGCUUACGAAGGCAUUUAAGAGAACAGCAACAGCGACUGUUUUUUUUCUCUCUUUUGGUGGCAAGAGAUAUAAUAUGAAAUAAGUAUCCUUUUGAUUCUUUAAGUUAUUUCAUGAUUCAGAAAAUAUAACAUUUUGUUAACUACAGACAAAAAUAAUGGACGACCUACUUAGUCCUCUUCUGCAAAA